Messenger RNA from Entamoeba dispar SAW760, 1614 nucleotides. Its product is annotated as elongation factor 2 kinase, putative. Gene Ontology annotation, molecular function: ATP binding; protein serine/threonine kinase activity. The coding region runs from base 1 to 1614 and encodes 537 amino acids. Gene Ontology annotation, biological process: protein phosphorylation. The record is from RefSeq and is a predicted model, not a curated record. The transcript has a single exon. NCBI's taxonomy places the organism in Eukaryota, Evosea, Mastigamoebida, Endamoebidae.
AUGUCAUUAUCUCCACACUCAAACGUCAUGUUUCAAAUUGCUGAAAAAGAUAUUUCUUUAAUUCAAAAGUAUAUCAAAAUUCCUUCUUACCAAGAUUUGUCUUUCUUAAAUAAUGGAACAUAUUCAAUUCAAUCAAUUCAUUGUGCUUUUUUCAUUGACUGUUCAUUAAGCGCAAAGAGGCAUCACCAUGAAAUGCUCCAACAUAUAUACAGGAUAGUAAGUCCUCCUGUUCUUACCUCAAAUCAUAUUAUCCAUGCCUUUUAUAUUCAACCAACAGACAAUAAAGUUCCAAUAAUCUAUCGUGUCUAUCAAAAUGUUCAACAAUUUAUUUAUGAAUUACAGAGAAUCAAGUAUUAUGAUGUUUCACCAUUGCCUUCAUUUUAUGAGUUAGUAAAAGUUAUUGUUAGUGGUAUGUCUGAAAUAUUUUAUUCUUUACAAGUGUGUGUUCAUUUAUUAAUCUUUUAUGAAGAAUGUAUCUCUUCUUCAAACCUUGGAGUCUUAUUACCUUUACUUGAAGUUUGUGGGAAACAAGGAGUUACAUUCUUAUUUACAAUUACUUCAUAUAAUCAAUCAAUUGAAUAUGCUGAAUUCUUCUGGAAUGGAUUAAGUCAAUUAAAAACUACAAUUUCUAUAAAAAGUACUGACGAGUAUGGUGUGACAACAAUUAGAACAGAAAAGGUUAACCCAUUUAUUCCUAUAUCAUUUAGACCACCACUAUUAACUAAACAAGAUUUAUCUCUUAUCCCACUUGAUAUAUUACAUCUUUAUCCAUUAGAUCUAGAAGAAACAGAGACUAUUGAAGGACUUAUUGUUAGUAUUGAACCAAAAUAUUUUUUAAAUGACCAAUGUUUUGAAUUUUAUUCAAGACCAUUAUGGUAUCACGUACAACCAACAGUAUUAGUUAAAAACAAAUAUCCAUUUGCUCGUGGUGGUAUUAGAAAUGCUUAUCAUGGAAUUAAUAAAUUAACAAAAAAAAAGAUAGUACUUAAAGAUUUCAUUGAACCAACAUUUACUUCAUUAGUUAAAUACCUUCAUUCUCUUGAAUUAAAUUGUGCAGUUGAAGAAUUGGCAUCCGAAUUUAAUCAGGUUAAUACUUCUUUUAAAAGAAUCAACUUCAUUCCAACAUAUUUAUUUGUUGAAUGUGACCAAUGUCUUAUUGGAAAAUCAGUUUUAAGUUAUGACGAACUAAUGAUGGUCUGUAAAAAACAAGUAUAUUUUGUUGAACCUGAAUUAAAUGGUGAAUUUGUUAAGUUUAACGAUAAUGAUUAUUGGGUAAAUUCUGAAAUGUAUAGUGCUACAGCUCAAGCCUUUUCUCAUUGGACAUAUUUCAGAACUGCUAGAAGGUUAAUUGUUGUUGACUUACAAGGAGUGGUUAAUAAAGAAAAGAAUGAAUAUAUAUUAACCGAUCCAGCAGUUCAUCAUGAGUCUCUAUCAAAAUAUUUUUUUUCGUCAACUAAUCUUGGACAAAAUGGGAUUGCUCAUUUCUUUGAGUCCCAUGAAUGUAAUUCUGUUUGUAAACAACUAAAGAUAGGAAAGUAUAUCCCAGGCUAUGAUAAGAAUAGUGAGCCAAUUUACUCUGAAUAUGUUACUAUGUUCCCAAAACGAUCAAAAUAA